GUCAAUUUAUGGAAAGACAAGUCGACCCUUUAAUGGUUCCCAUCAAAACCACUAAAAACAUCAUCAGACCGGCCGACCCGCGAGAGGACUCCUGCGGCGGACGCGUGCAGCCGCCUCCCGGCUCACACACACACACCCGGGUGGGAGUGGUUGUUUUUUUGGACGGAGCGUUUCACUUCCCCCGAGAGAAGAGAAGUUCUCUUUUAACUUUAUUUCCCUUCAUUUCCGCUUUUCUUGCUUCUUGGGAUACUUUUUUUUUUUUUCAUGCGUUGCAGAAGGUGGCGGAAGAAGUGGCUCCUGAACACCGGUCCGCUCUGAGCCUUUUUUAUUUACUCUGAAAGAUUAUUUUUUUAUACAUUUAUUACAUAUACCGCCGGUUUAUUAUUGUUUUUAGUUCGCUGGUUCAUGUCCACAAAUGUUAGCGGUCGGGCAGAUGGAGGCUAACCGGCAGAGUGCGUUCGUCCUGGGCAGCACCCCGCUGGCGGCGCUGCACAACAUGACCGAGAUGAAGAACUCCCUGUUCCCGUACUCGCUGCAGCAGAGCCCCGCGGCGGGCUUCAAGAUGCCGCCGCUCUCCUGCCUCAACUCGCACAUGGCUCUGGGGACCCCGCACGGAAUAAGCGACAUCCUGGGCCGACCCAUCACCGCCGCGGGGCAGCUGCUCUCCGCCGGCUUCCCCCGGAUCAACGGCCUGGCCAACGGCGCGGCCGUCGCCGCCGCCGCCGCCGCGGGGAUGUACUUCAGCCCCGCGAUGUCGCGCUACCCGAAGCCCCUGGCCGAGCUGCCCGGGAGGGCGCCCAUCUUCUGGCCCGGGGUGAUGCAGGGCUCCCCCUGGAGGGACCCGCGGGUCCCCUGUCCGAGUCAAGUGAACAUGAUGCUGGACAAGGACGGGAAGAAGAAGCACUCCCGGCCGACCUUCUCCGGGCAGCAGAUCUUCGCUCUGGAGAAAACUUUCGAGCAGACUAAAUACCUGGCGGGCCCGGAGCGCGCGCGCCUGGCCUACUCAUUAGGGAUGACGGAGAGUCAAGUCAAGGUCUGGUUCCAGAACAGGAGGACCAAAUGGCGGAAGAGGCACGCGGCGGAGAUGGCCACGGCCAAGAAGAAGCACGACUCUGAGACCGAGAAGAUGAAGGAGAGCUCGGACAACGAGGACGACGACGAGUACAACAAGCCGCUGGACCCCAACUCCGACGACGAGAAAAUCACGAGACUGUUGAAAAAGCACAAGGCCACCAACCUGGCGCUGAUCAGCCCCUGCAGCAACAGCUCGGACACCUUGUGAUGCGCGAGGAGGAGGAGGAGGAGGAGGAAGGGUGCAACAGAGACUUGUCGCGCUCUUUCUGAGCCCCCCUUUUCCACCUGACACUGAUGAGUGAGAGGAGGAUGAGGAUGAGGAGGAGGGGGGCUUUAUGCUCAGGCAGAGCGAGAGAAUGCGUCAACAAAAAAUGAAAAAAAGGAUGAAAAAAAAGAGCCGAAUAUGCGCAAAGACGCGCGGAAAAGACGCAGAAACGCGACGCAGCCAACAGACAGCGCCGACACGGGGUGUGACGCAGACUUCACGGGGAUGAUGACGCGUUCACGGCACGCGGACAAUGUCGGGACGAGGAACUGUUUCCGGCGACGCAAAUCAGUGUGUACGCGCGCGCGGGCACAAACACACACAUGACUGGAGUUUUAACAACAUGUGUAAAUGUAAACAACAAUAGCUCUCUCUCACACACACACACACACACACACAAUCCGGAUCAGUGUUGGGCCUCUUCGGCGUGACGCCGCUCUGCGUAAUUUGGGCAGUUUUAAUCCACAGCGCGUGUUCCGCGCUCUUCCUCUCCACCUCUCACGCGCCGGCGCGCCCUGAAUGAGACGUUUGUAGGCCCUCCUAUGAUUGGUUGACUCGUUAAUAUUUUCAUAUGGAGAGAGAGAGAGGGAGAAAAAGAGGGAGAAAAAGAGAAAGAUAAACAAGAAAAAAAAACAUUUUUUUUGUAAUGUUCCACUGCGCGUAAAAGGAAGACCACGCGCUCUGCGUUUUGGAUGGAACUGGUUUAGUUUGGGGUCCAGAACUCUGAUCCGGACCCGGAUCCCGUGACGCAUGUUUUUAAAGGGGCCGCAGGUGUGAACGGGGCCUGCGAUGCUCCUGAAGCGCCGUUUAACCAGGGUAUCUAUCCACUGACCUCGAGGAACAAGAGGUGGAGGAAUAAACAUGGAGGGGGGGGGGGGAGAGGGGGGGGGGGUGUGCUGCAGCCUAAAGAUGAGAUUGUAUAUAUUUUUUACUGAAUAAGUUAUGUCGUGUUCAGCCACGUGGAGACGUGGAGGCCUCUCAGAGAAACCUGCUGCUUCUGUUUCACCUCUUUUAUUUUCUUUCCUGCAGAGUAACGUCUCCUCACACACACACACACACACACACACUCACACACACAUGUAUAGACUCUAAAUGCUGUAAAUAAUCCCCGUGAGAGGACAGCUUGUUUUAACGACAUCGCAGUGCACACUUGUUUUUCCUUUUGUUGUUGUUUUUGUUUUUUAAAAGUUCCUCGGUGGUCACGUGGAGCCUCGUUUCUGUUGGAAUUAAAGAGAGUAUUACUACUUCCGGGAAUCGGAAAAAGAUGAAGAAGAAAAAGAAGAAGAAAAAAACACUUUGUAUUAUGAAUAAAUUAUUUAACAAGCA
Pseudoliparis swirei is the source of this 2665-nucleotide messenger RNA. RefSeq names its product NK6 homeobox 2 (gene nkx6-2). Gene Ontology annotation, biological process: cell differentiation; regulation of transcription by RNA polymerase II. NCBI's taxonomy places the organism in Eukaryota, Metazoa, Chordata, Actinopteri, Perciformes, Liparidae. Gene Ontology annotation, cellular component: nucleus. Gene Ontology annotation, molecular function: DNA-binding transcription factor activity, RNA polymerase II-specific; RNA polymerase II cis-regulatory region sequence-specific DNA binding. Bases 416 to 1282 code for a protein of 288 amino acids. The record is from RefSeq and is a predicted model, not a curated record. The transcript has 3 exons.